Messenger RNA from Pochonia chlamydosporia 170, 1593 nucleotides. Its product is annotated as cytochrome P450 alkane hydroxylase. The record is from RefSeq and is a predicted model, not a curated record. The transcript has 5 exons. Bases 1 to 1593 code for a protein of 530 amino acids. Lineage: Eukaryota; Fungi; Ascomycota; Sordariomycetes; Hypocreales; Clavicipitaceae. Gene Ontology annotation, molecular function: iron ion binding; heme binding; monooxygenase activity.
AUGCUGAGCAACAUCUCUUUUGACGCGUGGACGAUCGCGCUCGUCACAACCGGCGCCUUGUGUGCUUACUGGGCCUUUGAUAGCUUGGUUUUGACUAUCAAGUUGCGCAAGUCCAGCGGCGUUCGCUCUAAUGUGUUGGCUAGCAAUCCAUUUACAGCAAUCUACCUCUUCUGGCAAACUGCUUACUAUCAAAUGAACAACCGGCUCUUGGAAUACUUCAAUUACAUGCUGAGUAACAACAAGUCUACCUGUCCCCAUGCUGCCGAAGUCUCUGUACUUGGACGACGCAUCAUCGUGACCAGGGACCCCGAGCACAUCAAAGCAGUCCUCACCAGCAAGUUUACCCAGUUCGGUAAGGGACCGCAGUUUCAUGACAUCUGGGAACCUUUUCUUGGAGACAGCAUCUUCACCACCGAUGGAAAGCAAUGGCAAGGCAGCCGAAGCUUGAUCCGACCCAUGUUCGUCAAGGACAGGGUUCGGGACUUGGAUAUUUUCGACCGAUGGACGGACACACUGAUUUCGCAUAUCCCCGGUGAUGGACAGACUGUAGACAUGUGCGACCUGUUCUAUCGGAUGACGCUGGAUGUGACGACAGACUUUCUUCUUGGUGCAAGUGUUGGCAGCUUGGAUAAGUAUGUGCCGCCUAUCCCAACUAAGAGUCAAGGACGGGAAAUGUCUGACAAGGAGGACAGUCCUCGAAGCGAGUUUAGCAAGGCAUUCACCGAAGUCCAACGAGCCCAGAUGAUUCUCACCAUUCUUGCCCCCUUCUGGCACGUCCUGCCCAAGAGACAGUACCACAAGGGCAUCAAGAAGCUCGAAGAAUUCAUGAACCCGUAUAUCCAGGCGACCCUAAAGCUAAGCGACGAAGAGCUGGAGAAACUUUCCAAGUCCGAUAAGGACUUCACGUUCCUUCACAAUAUCGCACUCUACUCCAAGGACCCCAAGGUCAUCCGAGACCAGAUCAUGGCAGUGCUGUUGGCUGGGCGAGAUACCACUGCUUCUACCCUGUCCUGGACGUUGUACGAGCUCUGCAACUAUCCUGCGAUCUGGGCCAAGUUGCGACAGGAGGUUCUCGAAGUCGUCGGUCCUACCAAAACGCCAAGCUAUGACGAUCUCAAGAGUAUGCGAUAUCUGAACCACGCCAUCGACGAGACAUUGCGUCUGUACCCUGCUGUUCCGUACAAUUGGAGAGCCGCCGUUGCGAAUACGACCCUGCCUGGACAAAUCGGUCAACCCGACAUUGCUGCAAACAACAGAGACAUCAUCCUCUACAGCACACUGGCCAUGCAGCGCCGCCGAGAUUUGUACCCGCCCGUCUCGGAGAAGUUCGCCGACCCGGAUAUUUACAGUCCCGAUCGAUGGGAGCACUGGACUCCCAAGCCGUGGCAGUAUGUACCGUUCAAUGGUGGUCCUCGGAUCUGCAUUGGGCAGAACUUUGCCCUUACCGAGAUGGCAUUCGUCCUGGUCCGCCUGCUGCAAAAGUACGAAAGAAUCGAGUAUCGUGGCGACUGGAACGCCCAAUACCACAAGGCCGAAGUCGUAGGGUGCCCUGGACAAGGUGUACCGAUGACCUUUUAUGCGGCAAAGAACUAG